UCUUAGUUAUUUCUAUAUUGCUCCUUGUGCCGUAAGGUGUUGGGUUAAGUCCCGCAACGAACGCAAUCCUCAUGUUUAGUUGCCAACAUUUAGUUUGGAAUCCUAAACAGACUACCGGUGAUAAGUCGGAGGAAGGUGAGGAUAACGUCAAGUCAUCAUACCCCUUAUGUCCUGGGCGACACACGUGUUACAGUGGACGGGACAAAGGAUCACGAUCCCUCAAGGAUGAACUAACUUAAAAAACCCGUCCUCGGUUCAAAUUGUAGGACAGAAAACAACUGAAAAAAAAAAACAACACAGAAAUCAAUUUCAGAUAGAGUAGGUACACGUACAGCCACACAAGUCUGAAAUUCGGGACAAGAAAGGAAAACAAAGCCCCCGCACCCUCUCUUGUCCUAUUCGAUAAAACAAAUCAAAAUUCGGAAAUUCUUUCUAGUUAUUUUGGGUUGGGUUUUGAAAUAGUAUUAUUAUUAUUAUUAUUAUUUUCUGAUGAAGCAUGAGAGUGAAAAAAGGUGAAAAAAUGAAAAGAGAGAAAGCAUACCUUAGGAGGAAGAUGUCAUGGUCAGCAAGAAGAGUAGUGAGGUUCCUUGUGACUGCCUUAUUCAUCAUAACCGCAGCAGAAGCAACAAACUCUGAUGCGCUUCUAUUGAUACACUUCAAGCACUUACACGUUUCCUCCGAUCCCUUCAACUUUCUCUCCGACUGGGACCCGCACGCGCCAUCUCCAUGCGCGUGGCGUGCUAUCACCUGCUCCUCCUCCUCCGGCGACGUCACCUCCAUCGACCUCGGCGGCGCCUCCCUCUCCGGCACCCUCUUCCUCCCCAUUCUCACGUCCCUUCCCUCUCUUCAAAACCUAAUCCUCCGUGGCAACUCCUUCUCCUCUUUCAACCUCACCGUUUCUCCACUUUGCACUCUCCAAACACUCGACCUCUCUCACAACAACUUCUCCGGCAAGUUUCCCUUCGCAGACUUUGCUCCCUGUAACCGCCUCAGCUACCUCAACCUCUCUAAUAACCUCAUCACCGCUGGGCUUGUGCCUGGGCCUGGGCCCUGGCCCGAGCUGGCCCAACUUGACUUGUCCAGAAACCGCGUCUCCGACGUGGAACUUCUCGUCUCCGCUCUCGGAAGCUCAACUCUCGUUUUACUUAACUUCUCCGACAACAAACUAACGGGUCAACUCAGCGAAACGCUCGUUUCGAAGAGUGCGAACCUCUCAUAUUUGGACCUCUCUUAUAACGUUCUCUCCGGGAAGGUUCCGUCGAGGCUUCUAAACGACGCCGUUCGGGUCCUCGAUUUCUCGUUCAACAAUUUCUCGGAAUUUGACUUCGGUUUCGGUUCGUGCAAGAAUCUAGUUCGGUUGAGUUUCUCGCACAAUGCAAUCUCUUCGAACGAGUUUCCGCGCGGGUUGAGCAACUGCAACAAUCUUGAAGUUCUAGAUCUUUCUCACAAUGAGUUCGCCAUGGAGAUUCCAUCAGAAAUUCUUGUCAGUUUGAAGAGUUUGAAGUCUCUGUUUCUCGCACACAACAAGUUUUCCGGCGAAAUUCCGAGUGAGCUUGGAGGCCUUUGUGAAACUCUUGUUGAACUUGAUCUCUCCGAGAACAAGCUUUCUGGUUCGUUGCCUUUGAGUUUCACUCAGUGUUCUUCUCUGCAGAGUCUUAACCUCGCGAGGAAUUUUCUCUCUGGGAACUUGCUUGUUUCCGUGGUGAGCAAGCUUGGGAGUCUAAAGUAUCUAAACGCAGCGUUUAAUAACAUGACGGGACCGGUUCCGUUGUCGUCGCUUGUUAACUUGAAAGAACUUCGGGUUCUUGACCUAAGCUCGAACCGGUUCAGCGGCAAUGUUCCAUCGUUAUUUUGUCCUUCGGAGUUGGAGAAGUUGAUCCUCGCUGGCAAUUACCUUUCAGGGACUGUACCGUCGCAGCUCGGUGAGUGUAAGAACUUGAAAACUAUUGAUUUCAGCUUUAACAGUUUGAACGGUUCGAUACCGUGGGAGGUGUGGUCUUUGCCUAAUUUAACUGAUUUGAUUAUGUGGGCUAAUAAACUCAACGGAGAAAUCCCCGAGGGGAUUUGUGUUGAGGGAGGGAACUUGGAGACUUUGAUUUUGAACAAUAAUCUAAUUUCGGGGUCCAUUCCGAAGUCGAUUGCGAAUUGCACCAACAUGAUAUGGGUGUCGUUGGCGAGCAACCGGUUAACUGGGCAGAUACCGGCUGGGAUUGGGAAUUUGAACGCAUUGGCGAUUCUUCAGCUGGGCAAUAACUCGUUGAGUGGGAGGGUUCCACCGGAGAUAGGCGAGUGCAGGAGAUUGAUAUGGUUGGAUUUGAAUAGUAAUAACCUAACUGGGGAUAUCCCUUUCCAGCUUGCUGAUCAGGCCGGGUUUGUUAUCCCGGGGAGGGUUUCGGGGAAGCAGUUUGCGUUUGUGAGGAAUGAGGGUGGGACUAGUUGCAGGGGUGCUGGUGGGUUGGUUGAGUUUGAGGAUAUUAGGACAGAGAGGCUUGAAGGUUUUCCCAUGGUGCAUUCCUGCCCGUUGACGCGGAUUUACUCCGGUAGGACCGUGUAUACUUUUGCUUCCAAUGGGAGCAUGAUCUACCUUGACCUUUCCUACAACUUGUUGUCUGGGAGCAUUCCUGAGAAUUUGGGUGAGAUGGCCUAUUUGCAGGUGUUGAAUUUGGGGCACAAUAGGUUGAGUGGGAACAUUCCAGAUAGGUUUGGUGGUUUGAAAGCAAUAGGGGUGCUUGAUCUGUCUCAUAAUAGUCUUAAUGGGUCCAUCCCUGGGGCGUUGGAGGGUCUUUCUUUUCUCAGUGACCUUGAUGUGUCUAAUAAUAAUCUCAAUGGGUCCAUUCCUUCUGGUGGUCAGUUAACUACUUUUCCAGCUUCCAGAUAUGAGAACAACUCUGGCCUUUGUGGGGUGCCUUUGCCGGCGUGUGGGGCUUCAAAGAAUCACUCGGUUGCUGUUGGGGAUUGGAAGAAGCAGCAGCCUGUUGUAGCUGGGGUCGUCAUUGGUUUGCUUUGCUUCCUCGUGUUUGCACUUGGGCUUGUGUUGGCUUUGUACCGAGUGAGGAAGGCGCAGAGGAAGGAGGAGAUGAGGGAAAAGUAUAUAGAGAGUCUUCCAACUUCUGGGAGCAGUAGUUGGAAGCUUUCCAGCUUUCCUGAGCCUUUGAGUAUCAAUGUUGCCACCUUUGAGAAGCCUCUGCGGAAGCUGACUUUUGCGCAUCUUCUUGAGGCUACUAACGGUUUCAGUGCUGAGAGUUUGAUAGGUUCUGGGGGGUUUGGUGAGGUGUACAAAGCUAAGCUGAAAGAUGGUUGUGUUGUUGCUAUCAAGAAGCUCAUUCAUGUGACGGGUCAGGGAGAUAGGGAGUUCAUGGCUGAGAUGGAAACAAUUGGGAAGAUUAAGCAUAGGAACCUGGUUCAGCUGCUGGGUUACUGUAAAAUUGGAGAGGAGAGGCUGCUUGUGUAUGAGUACAUGAAAUGGGGAAGUCUUGAGGCUGUUUUACAUGAGAGGGCAAAAGCAGGAGUUUCAAAGCUUGAUUGGGCAGCAAGGAAGAAGAUUGCCAUAGGGUCAGCAAGAGGUCUUGCAUUUCUUCACCAUAGUUGCAUUCCUCACAUUAUACACCGGGACAUGAAGUCCAGCAAUAUUCUUCUUGAUGAAAAUUUUGAGGCCAGAGUUUCUGAUUUUGGCAUGGCGAGAUUGGUUAAUGCCCUUGACACUCAUCUCACAGUCAGCACGCUUGCCGGAACACCGGGCUAUGUACCCCCAGAGUACUACCAGAGUUUUAGAUGUACAGCAAAAGGGGAUGUCUAUAGCUAUGGUGUCAUAUUGCUAGAGCUUCUAUCAGGAAAGAGACCAAUUGACUCUUCUGAGUUUGGUGAUGACAGCAAUCUUGUUGGAUGGUCUAAGAAGCUUUACAAAGAGAAACGAAUUAACGAAAUAAUUGAUCCUGAUUUAAUUGUGCAGACAUCUAGUGAAAGUGAACUAUUACAAUAUUUGAGAAUUGCUUUUGAAUGUCUGGAUGAGAGACCAUACCGGCGGCCAACUAUGAUACAAGUGAUGGCUAUGUUUAAAGAGCUUCAGGUUGACACAGAUAAUGAUAUGCUUGAUAGCUUCUCUCUCAGAGACAAUGUUAUUGAUGAAGCUUGAGAAGAGGAUCUUUUCUACAAGACUCAAAGCCCUUUGACAGUUGAGAAGGAAAUAAAGAGGUUCUCAAAAUUUGGAGUGUUGCUGACUAAGUUGACAAUUCUGGUGACACUGAUCUAUAUCUAUCCUAUCUGAAAUUGGAGGAGGGUUCUUUCACCUUUUUUUGAUGUAUAUAAGACACUUAAUGAGACCAAGAGAUCAAAGGCAAUCAUGGAUUGAAUUGAAGGUUGAGACUUAAGGUUAUAGACAGUUUUGUAUGCUUCUUUUUUGCCGAUCUAGUGUUCAGCCACUUGAAAUUGGUAGAUAUAUAUGUAUUUUUCCUAUGAACUUCACACACUCCAUCAUCAAUGCCACUUUUGCUGAUCACUUCAAUAUUUUGUUUGCCAUUUCCAUUGGGUUCUGAUACUACCACAGUUUUGCUCA
Glycine soja is the source of this 4552-nucleotide messenger RNA. Its product is annotated as serine/threonine-protein kinase BRI1-like 1. The record is from RefSeq and is a predicted model, not a curated record. The transcript has a single exon. Gene Ontology annotation, molecular function: protein kinase activity; receptor serine/threonine kinase binding; ATP binding. Lineage: Eukaryota; Viridiplantae; Streptophyta; Magnoliopsida; Fabales; Fabaceae. Bases 497 to 4132 code for a protein of 1211 amino acids. Gene Ontology annotation, biological process: protein phosphorylation.